AUGGCGGUCCACCACCAAUUCGGCACCGUCAAGCGGAAAUGGUAUCACAUCAAAUGGUUCGCUGACAGCGACACUCCUCGCGAGCGGCGCCUCAUCAUGAAGCUCGACCUGCUCAUCGUCCCAUACGCCUUCCUUGCCUACUGGAUCAAGUACAUUGACCAGGCCAAUCUCAACAACGCCUACGUGGCCGGCCUCAAAGAAGACCUCGGUUUCCACGGUAACGAGCUCGUCCAGCUGCAAACGCUCUACACCGUCGGCGCCGUCGUCGGCCAAAUCCCCUUCAUGUUCCUCUUCACCUACUUGCCCAUGCACUGGACCAUCCCCUUCCUCGACAUUGCCUGGGGCUUUUUUACCUUGGCCCAAUACCGCGCCAACUCCUUUGGCCAGAUGGCCGCCUAUCGGUUCUUGAUCGGCUGGUUCGAAGCCGCCUUCUACCCUGCUAUCCAUUACAUCUUUGGGAGCUGGUAUCGCGGGGAUGAGAUUAGCAGGAGGGGAGGCGUGUUUUAUACCGGGUUGACGCUGGGGACGUUGACUGCGGGAUUGAUCCAGUCCGGGGUGUCAUCGAGGUUGGAGGGUGUAAACGGACUGGCGGGGUGGCGGUGGAUGUACAUCAUUUGCGCGCUCGUCACCAUUCCCGUGGGAAUUUUGGGGUACUUCAUUUUACCUGGCACGCCGGAGAAUCCAAACACGUGGCUCUUGAAGGACGAGGACGUGCAGAUUGCGAAGGAGAGAUUAGCGAGAGUGGGACAUUCGGUCGUACAUCCAAAGUUCAAACUUGGCACGCUCAAAAGUCUAGCGAACAACUGGAAGUUUUGGGCGUUGCUGAUGCUGGACAUCUUCUUCUGGAACGGGAGCUUGAACUACUCGGCUGGAGGCUACUUGCUGUGGCUGAAGAGCCUGGGACGGUACAGCCAGUCCAAGGUCAACGAGCUGGGUACCAUCAGUCCCGCAAUUGGCAUCUUUUAUGUCUUGUUGAUCUGCUUCAUCUCGGACUUGGUGGUUGGCCCGGCGUGGGCGAUCACGAUUGCUCAUGUCUGGAACAUCAUCGGCCUCGUCAUUCUGGUCAUGUGGAAAGUUCCCGAGUCGGCGCUGUGGUUCGCCUUCAUGACGACGUACUCGUCCGUGGCCAUGUCGGCGGUGUUAUACGGAUGGAUUAAUGCCAUUUUGGGGAAGUCAUCGGCCGAAAGGUCGUUUGCCAUAGUGUUGCUGAACACAGUUGCGCAGAGCACGACCGCCUGGACGCAGCUUUUGACGUUUCCGACUAAGGAGGCACCCCAGUUCAAGAAGGGGUACUCGUUUGUCUUGGCGAAUGCCGUUUGCUUGAUUAUUACGGCUCAGUUCUUGAAUGUUGCUCUCAAGAGAUCAAAGUGA
Molecule: messenger RNA, 1371 nt
Organism: Neurospora tetrasperma FGSC 2508
Lineage: Eukaryota; Fungi; Ascomycota; Sordariomycetes; Sordariales; Sordariaceae
Exons: 2
Coding region: 1-1371 (456 amino acids)
Biological process (GO): transmembrane transport
Cellular component (GO): membrane
Molecular function (GO): transmembrane transporter activity
Source: RefSeq, a predicted model, not a curated record